AUUAAAUUACCAGUGACAUGUGUUCUAUAUAUAGAGAUAAAUCUCGACUUUGUUUACCUAGGCCGAGUAGGAUUAUAAAUUUAUGAAAAUUGUAUUUGGGUGAAAUAGGAUAAUAAAUAGAUGGACGGUUACUUUUAAUUAUAACAGUUCUACAUAUCAUUUGCAAGAGUAUAUCCAUAGCAGAGGAUGGAUCAUUUCAUUUUUCUAUGAAAGGAAGCCUCUAUUAACAGUGUAUGACAACCAGAAAUGAUGGACUUAAAACAAAAGGCAUACGAUGCAAUAGACACAAUUGUUACAGAUUUAGACAAAAUCAGUAAAGAUAUUUGGGAAAACCCGGAGGAAAAUUUCGAGGAGGUAAAAGCACACGCUAAUAUCACAGCUUUCCUUGAGAAGAAAGGGUUUCAAGUUGAAAGAAACUAUAUCACAAAGACAGGAUUUAGAUCGACAUUUGGCGAGAACUCAGACGGUCCAUAUAUUGUUGUUAUAUGUGAAUACGACGCUCUGCCUCUGAUAGGUCAUGCUUGCGGACAUAACUUGAUCGCAGAGGUCGGCUUGGCUUCUGGUAUUGGUAUUAGAGCUGCUCUAGGAAACAGCGAGAAACCCCUCGGAAAGCUUACUAUACUCGGUACACCCGCAGAAGAAGGUGGCGGUGGAAAAAUUGAUAUGAUAAAAGCUGGAGUCUUCAAGGACGUUGAUAUAGCAAUGAUGGCACAUCCAUCAUCGUUCAAUCUUGCAGCAGUUCAUUCCCUAGCUAUUGAACAGGUAACUGUCAAGUAUCAUGGACAAUCAGCCCAUGCGAGUGCUUUCCCUUGGAACGGUGUCAACGCUCUUGACGCAGCCGUGUUAUGUUAUCAGAAUGUCUCUUGUCAAAGACAGCAGUUUAAACCAACAUGGAGAGUUCAUGGUGUAAUAAAAAAUGGUGGAUCAAAACCAAACAUUAUACCCGACCUCACAGAAUUAGAGUUUUACGCAAGAACACCCACUAAAUCCGAACUCACUGUAUUGAUGGACAAGUUAGAUAAAUGUUUCGAGAGUGCAGCAGCGGCUACAGGAUGUACAGCAGAAAUUAGCUGGUCGGGUAGACCUUACUACGACAUGAAGAAUAACAAAACAAUGAGUGAUUUGUAUUAUAAGAAUGCUACACAACUAGGCAUAGACUUCGACAAACACGGUGUCGCACACUUUGAUGGAAAUGUUCCGACGGGAUCUACAGAUAUGGGAAAUGUGUCGUAUGAAACGCCGAGUAUACAUCCCAUGUUUUACAUUGGGACUGAUGCAAUUAAUCAUACGAAAGAAUUCACAGUGGCAUCAGGUAAUCAAGAGGCACAGAAAUAUACCAUUGCUGUCGCUAAAGCCAUUGCAGUCACUGCUAUCGACAUCUUACAAGAUCCAAAACUGCUAGCCCAAAUAAAAGAAGAAUAUCGCAGCGGCAAAUCUUAAACUAAAGAUUAGAGAACUUAUCUUGUUUUAUGUUUACAUUUAAUAGAUAUUGAAGAAUAAUCUCGACAUCAUUUUGCAUUUCUUUUAAUUAGAUAAAAAGAAUAA
This is a messenger RNA of Ruditapes philippinarum (Manila clam), 1545 nucleotides long. RefSeq names its product peptidase M20 domain-containing protein 2-like. Lineage: Eukaryota; Metazoa; Mollusca; Bivalvia; Venerida; Veneridae. Gene Ontology annotation, molecular function: dipeptidase activity. The record is from RefSeq and is a predicted model, not a curated record.